GUAGGUGUGAGGGCUGACAGAGGAGGGAGGCUUGAGGGAAGAGGGAAUGAGACGGAGUAAGGAGGUUGUGGGAGAGGAAAGAGAACAAGCUGGCACACAGGGAUGAGCGGUGGAGCCGGGCCGCACCCCCGGCGGGUGCUGGUGACUGGGGGUUCCGGGCUGGUGGGCCACGCCCUGCAGCAGGUGGUGAGCGAAGGAAAGGAGCUGACCAGCGAGGAGUGGAUCUUCCUGUCCUCUGCCGACGCUGACCUGACGAAGGCAGCAGAGACCAGGGCAGUGUUCGCUCGCUGUCAGCCCACCCACGUCAUCCACCUUGCUGCCAAGGUGGGAGGGCUCUUCCACAACAUGACGCACAACCUGGACUUCUGGCGGCAGAACAUACAGAUAAACGACAACGUCCUGCAGAUGGCCCACGAACACGGAGUGUCCAAGGUUGUCUCCUGCCUCUCUACCUGCAUCUUCCCUGACAAGACCACCUACCCCAUCGACGAGACCAUGAUACACAAUGGGCCUCCACACAGUUCCAAUUUUGGAUAUUCCUAUGCCAAGCGCAUGAUUGACGUUCAGAAUCGGGGCUACCAUGAGCAACAUGGCCGCAUGUUCACGGCGGUGAUCCCCACCAACGUCUUCGGCACUCACGACAACUUCAACAUCGAGCAGGGCCACGUCUUACCGGGGCUGAUUCACAAGACCUACUUGGCACAGAAGAACAACACCCCCCUGGUGGUGUGGGGCUCGGGAAAGCCUAGGCGACAGUUCAUCUAUUCUCUGGAUUUAGCUCGCCUCAUCAUCUGGGUCCUGAGGGAAUACCAGGAGACCGAGCCCAUCAUACUGUCAGUGGGAGAAGAGGAGGAGGUGUCCAUUAAGGAGGCUGCGGAGAGUAUUGUGUCGGCCAUGGGGUUCAAAGGCGAGGUGGUUUUUGACACAAGCAAGUCCGACGGUCAGUUCAAGAAGACAGCAAGUAACUGCAAGUUGAGGAAGUACCUGCCCGACUUCCAGUUCACCCCCUUCAGCCAAGCUGUCAAAGAGACCUGCGAAUGGUUCGUCGCCAAUUACGAUGCAGCAAGGAAGUGACAGAGGGCCGGCUGCUCAUUCACAUGGAUCUGGGUGUGAAGAUAGUUUGGGAAUAGAUAUAGAUACAAUUCACUCUAGUAACGGGUCUGAUCUGAGAAGCAAGCAAGAUAGCAAACCCAGGUUUUUCUUGUAUGGAAUCUUCCAAAACACCCCCCCAAAAAAGACGCCUGCUCUAUGCUGCACCUCAGAACAGUCACAACAACUCCGGUCAGACACAGUAGCGCCCCUGCGGAGUGUGGCCGAGAGGGAUUUUACUGCCUGCUAUCGCCAUAAUAAAGGGAUUAUUUAACCCCCUCCUUGUACUGCUCAUUCACUGAUUUAGUAAUGCUGACUCCGUGUAACACUACUCUGGCUGUGGGCUUCACUGUAUGGCGGUGCCCACUAUCCGCACAGCCCCACCCCUCUGCUCUGAGGGACAAUGCAGUCCUAGGGGUGGUGAUCAGGCAGUCACUGGAAUCUGUGGCUGUUCGGUAAUGUUCACCAUGCCUUCAGAAGGUUGCUGUUUAAGGGUGGAGCACAAUCCUUUUCAGCAGUUCCACUUUUGUAUAGGGAUUUAAAUAUUAAAUGUUGGUUACCAAUCCA
Hypanus sabinus (Atlantic stingray) is the source of this 1656-nucleotide messenger RNA. RefSeq names its product GDP-L-fucose synthase, tandem duplicate 1 (gene gfus.1). The record is from RefSeq and is a predicted model, not a curated record. Gene Ontology annotation, biological process: nucleotide-sugar biosynthetic process. Gene Ontology annotation, molecular function: GDP-L-fucose synthase activity. NCBI's taxonomy places the organism in Eukaryota, Metazoa, Chordata, Chondrichthyes, Myliobatiformes, Dasyatidae. The coding region runs from base 103 to 1074 and encodes 323 amino acids. The transcript has 11 exons.